This is a messenger RNA of Sander lucioperca (pikeperch), 1871 nucleotides long. RefSeq names its product radical S-adenosyl methionine domain containing 1 (gene rsad1). Gene Ontology annotation, biological process: porphyrin-containing compound biosynthetic process. Lineage: Eukaryota; Metazoa; Chordata; Actinopteri; Perciformes; Percidae. The transcript has 9 exons. Gene Ontology annotation, molecular function: 4 iron, 4 sulfur cluster binding; coproporphyrinogen oxidase activity. The coding region runs from base 264 to 1637 and encodes 457 amino acids. Gene Ontology annotation, cellular component: cytoplasm. The record is from RefSeq and is a predicted model, not a curated record.
ACAUGUAUGUAUUUCCUGUUUGGAGCGACGUCACAAGUCAACCACCAGAAGAGAUUUGUAAACAGACAAAAUGACUUUACGCUACUUUGUUCAUUAGUAACUCCUGCCACAUUGUUGUCGUGGAAACUUUGAUAGGCUACCAUUUUUAUCUUUAUGAUGGAGCCAGACUCGUGUAGCCGCUACGGGACCAUAUGUGUUCAGGUGAAGGACAACCUUCAGACAGAUAGAUAGAAACUAAACUUGAUAGAAACACUGUCACCAGAAUGAUCAAACACGCGCUGCAUGCGGCCAGACGUGCCUUCUCUCCCGGUCUGCGCUGCUUCUCUGAGGCUUCUGGCGGAGAAAUAAGUGAGGAUGUAUUUGAGCGGGCAGGCUCUCCACGUCUAACAAAGCAGGCAUCUCUCUACGUGCACUGGCCUUACUGCCUCAGAAGGUGUUCCUACUGCAACUUUAACAAGUAUAUACCCAGAGAGAACAAUGACCCCAUGAUGACUGAGUGCCUUCAGCGGGAGACUGAGACAUUGCUGCAGCUCAGUCAGGUUUCUUGUAUUACCUCUGUAUUUUUUGGUGGUGGAACUCCAAGCCUGGCUCACCCCUCAACCAUUGCCGCAGUCCUGGAAAGUGUUUCCAGGCGGGCAUAUCUCUCAGAUAAGGCUGAGGUCACGCUCGAGGUCAACCCUACUCCUGUGGGAAAGUCAAAGUUAGAGGACUAUUGCCGUGCAGGGGUGAAUCGUUUCUCCAUCGGGGUCCAGUCUUUACAGGAUGGGGAUUUGAAAAUUCUGGGAAGAGACCACAGCCCUCAUCAGGCUUUGCAAACUGUGGAAGAGGCCAGGAGGCUGUGCCCUGGGAGGGUGUCGGUGGAUGUCAUGUUCGGUCGGCCCAAACAGAGCGCUGAAUCCUGGGAGAAUGAGUUGUCUGAACUGUUGAGGGUGUGCGAUGACCAUGUGUCUCUGUACCAAUUGACGUUGGAGCGAGGCACCCAGCUGUUCAAACAGGUGCUAGGAGGAGAGGUGACCAUGCCCGCUGAAGAUGUGACAGCAGAGAUGUACCAGUGUGCCAGGAGGACUCUCCACCAGCAUGGCUUUCUGCAGUACGAGGUGUCUAACUUUGCAAGACACAAGGCAGUGAGUCAUCACAAUACAAGCUACUGGAAGGGAAGACAGUACAUCGGUGUCGGCCCAGGAGCACACGGCCGGUUUGUUCCUCGCGGGGAGGGAGGUGUCGUUCGGGAGGCCCGGACCCAGACUCUGGAGCCAGAUGUCUGGAUCCGUGAAGUCCAGCAGAGGGGACAUGGGACACGGAGGCGGAUUCAACUCAGCCAUCUUGAACUAUUGGAGGAGGUGCUGGUGAUGGGAAUGAGAAUGUCCAAGGGCAUUAAUCACAAGCAUUGGGAGUUGUUUAGCCCUCAACUGGGCCUCCAUGAAGUCUUUGGUACAUCCAACGACAUCCAAGAGUUGCUACAGAGUGGACAACUUAUUCUGGAUGACAGAGGCCUGCGCUGCUCCUGGGAUGGAUUGGCCUUGCUGGACAGCAUACUGCCAGCUCUACUGGUGAUGCUGGAAAGACAAAUCAGUCAGAGGCUACAAAGGGACCACCAUGCUGAUGGACAAACAAAGAGGAUCUCCAACCCACAAUGACAGUAAUGUUAAUAAAGCAGAUAACGUCUCUCUAACUAAGCUUGUUUCUGGGUUAGGCUGGCAAGACAUGUAAAAAAAAAUCCUGAAAACAGGCAGAUAUUUAUAGGCCAAAUCUGACUUAUUUAAGUUUCAUCUUCAAUAUUGAAAUUCCUUAUUUAAGGCUUUGCCAUUUUUCACAUUUCAGUGUUACUUUGCUGUUUAGCUGUCAUGGGAACAGCCCCUUAUUUUACCCUG